GGUUGACCCAGUCGCUGUUCCCCGCGUUCGGCAUGCGCGUCGAGCCGGCGCCCGGAGCGAUCUGGACCGCGCGGCGGCUGCUGGCGGGCUACCUCAUGCUCUACGACGAGCUGGGCGUCUCGUGCGUCUACGCCGAGCUGCAGGCGCACUUGAGCGAGUCCGCGGCGUUCUUCUGCUACGAGGACGAGUCCUGCGCCACACCGCUGCUCAGCGUGCACGUCGACAUGAGCACGCCCGUCAGCGAGCGCGUGGGCGUGGACUGCAGCUGCUUCGGGCUCGGCGAGCACCACUUCUCCGCGCGAACGUGCCAGGAGAAGGCGUUCUGGCUGCGGGCCAUCAGCAACGUGAAGGUCAAGCUGCGGCACGGGGCAGAAGCGCCGACGCCGGCGGACUUGAGGAACUUCCGGCAGGCCGUGCUGGAGCAGUCGCGGCAGCUCCUGCCGCCCAGCGGCGACACGCCCGGGGGUUCCGACGGCCCGCUGCUGCCCCGUCGCGGCGCCGCCGAGCCAGACCCUGGGGCAGCUGCCGGCGGCCUCGCGUGCAGCGCUGCCGCCCCUGCAGGGUACACUGCCGGCUCCUC
This is a messenger RNA of Prorocentrum cordatum, 580 nucleotides long. The record is from the annotation of a GenBank genome assembly. Lineage: Eukaryota; Dinophyceae; Prorocentrales; Prorocentraceae.